Molecule: messenger RNA, 1482 nt
Organism: Alternaria arbusti
Lineage: Eukaryota; Fungi; Ascomycota; Dothideomycetes; Pleosporales; Pleosporaceae
Exons: 2
Coding region: 1-1482 (493 amino acids)
Source: RefSeq, a predicted model, not a curated record
AUGACGGAGCGAGUAGCCAAGCCCAGAGGUCGGAAGAAGAAAGAGACGACGAGAGCUGCGCUGGCAGUCCGCGGAAAGGAUCCAACGGAAAAUAGCCAGCCAUCAGCGAUUCCACGUACAAUCCUUGCCCAAGACGAAGCCGCAAGCACAUCAACACCAACUGGCCAGCCUCCUUCUUCGUCAUACCCAGCAUUACCGUCCGAAAGCAGAGACAACGAAAAGAUAGAGCAAGCCAUCGUAGCAAUCCGCUACCAGUACAGACCCCCCAUGCUAAACCAGCCCUCAAGAAUCCUGCCCGAAGCUCUAGAUACUGCGUUUCUCUCCCACUACAUUGAGCUCAACAAAGGCGGAAGUCAGUACGCACCGGAAAUCCAAUGGUUGGGUCAUAUAAACCAGAUUCACAGCAACGCACGAAAGCCAGCUGUGAGGCUGUCUCUCCGAGCAGUGUCCAUGGCCUUUUUCGGGAAGCAUCAUCAUGAUCCAAGUAUUCUGAUUGAUUCCUGGAGAUGGUAUACCGUGGCGUUGAGUGCGCAAAGGACGUCUAUAGCGAGACUGAAGAAUGAUGCUAUCCCUGAUGAGGAAGAGGUUUUGGUGCCGCUUAUCAUGUCGUUGUACGAGCUGUAUGUAGGGGCGACUGCGACGGGUGCGAUGUCUCAUAUCGCGGCUGCGGCUGAGAUUAUGAAUAUGCGCGGUCCGAGUAACUGCGGGUCAGGCGCCAUCUGGCCGCUCUUCAAAGGAAUCCGCAGCUCUGAUGCGCACAAAUCCGUAGUCUUCAACCGCAAAUCCGUCUACGCCUCCCUAGACUGGAUGACCCUCCCCUUCAUCGGCAAACCACGCGACGCACACCAAACUCUCGCAGAUAUCGAACUCAUCGUCCCCCACUGUUUCGCCAUGCUCGAAAUACCCGGGUCCAUGCGCGUCCUCUUCUCCACGCCAAUACCCUCACACGUCGACGUUCGACCUUGCAAAGAACUCGCGUGCAAAUUGAUCCGGCAACUGGAUGACUGGGCUGCAGCAUACCCGCACCUGACUAGUGUAUCCAGGAGCGAGCGCGGGACACCGGUUGAGAGGGGUACGUCGAAACUACCCAAACCCAAUACCAGGCAAGGAUCUUCGUCCAAUACGAGUUCGCCUAAUACCUUCGUAGCACUAAUCGCAUCGAACUACAUGGCCGACCGCCUAGUCCUAAGCAUGCUCAUGUACAAAAUGCACACGGAAGCCACAGCCCCCGUAGAACCAUACGAGAUGCCUACCCCCUAUUACUUCGACGUGGCUACGAAAGCCACGACGGAUAUCAUCGAGGCUGCGGCGGAAAUUGAACAGGCCCAAACACCGGGGUUUGACCUCUUGCGCAGUAUUGCCCCCGUUAUGGCUGUGGCUUUUGCGGCGCCGACGAUGGAGCUUAGGAAGGAUGCGGUGGAUACGAUGACGCGGUGGGCGAGGAGGAUAGGGGGGCUGGGGAGUAUUAUUGGGGCGAUUUGA